Letharia columbiana is the source of this 729-nucleotide messenger RNA. RefSeq lists its product as uncharacterized. The record is from RefSeq and is a predicted model, not a curated record. Lineage: Eukaryota; Fungi; Ascomycota; Lecanoromycetes; Lecanorales; Parmeliaceae. The coding region runs from base 1 to 729 and encodes 242 amino acids. The transcript has 4 exons.
AUGAAGUUCUCCCAGAAUCUCAUGUGGGCAGCUGUUACGGCUGACCCUAUUGUACAAGCAGCCUUGGUCCCUGGACCGCCAUUCCUUCGUCUCGACAAGUAUGACUCUAUGGUUAUCGUAGCAGACUUGCAGGAAGGCUUGUACAAUACCGUCCGCGAUUACGACCCAACGGUCUUCCGGAACAACAUCAUCGCACAUGCCUCGAUCGCAAAAUUGUUCAGCAUUCCCAUCGUCCUGACCACCAGCGCUCAGACGGGACCCAAUGGCCCUCUCCCAAAAGAGAUAACAACCAUGUUCCCAAACGCUCCGUUGAUCAAGCGGAACGGAGAGGUAGAUGCAUGGGACAACUCAGACUUCAGGGCCGCGGUAGUUGCUCAAAACAAAAGUCAAAUCAUCCUCGCUGGAAUCACCACCGACGUCUGCACCGAAUUCCUCGCCCUCUCCCUCCGCGCCGAAGGCUACACCGUCUUUGCCAACACCGAAGCCAGUGGCACUUUCUCCCAGAGACUCGCGGACGACGCAAAUCGCAGAAUGGAGAGUUCCGGCGUCAUUCUUCAGGGACUCUUUGCCAUCGUCAUGGACCUCAUGCGUGAUUGGAGGAAUACGCCCGGAAGCUUGCAGCUGCUGCCGUUCCUGGAUCAGUACUUGCCUGUAUACGGGUACGUUGCAAGGGCACACGAGGCUGCUGUAUUGAAUGGGACAUUGAGUCCGGGGGAGUUGGGUCUGUAG